AUGAAGUUGAUCGAGCUCAUUGAAUAUGUGGCCUGCACGGCAGCGCUGAUGCCAAUCGUCGCUGCCGACUGGCAAUUUAAAUCGCGAACAGACCUGGCACCACCUCGUCUGAAUAUCACCAUCCCGGCUGCAAAGGAUGUCGAGAAAGGUUACCUCUUCGUAGCACCUUUCCCCGGUCAGUGGGCCGAGCCUCAGCUUCACGGUCCGCGCCAAGAAGCUCCCUAUAUCUUCCGAGAUGAUGGGGAACUGGUGUGGUCGGGCUAUACCUACUUCUCCAUCUGGGCAGCCAACUUCCAAAAAGCGAAAUGGAAGGGCCAAGAUGUGCUGUUCAGCUUUGAAGGUGACCAUAACCCGGGUUAUGGACACGGGCAUGGCCAUGCAACCAUCUUGAAUCAGCGUUACGAGACCAUUCGUGAACUGCGCGCCGGCAAUCACAAGCUGAUGGAUAAGCAUGAAUUUCAUGUCAUUAAUGACAAGACUGCACUGCUCCAGGUUUACCAACCUGUUCCAACGGACUUGUCACGCUGGGGUGGUACUUCGGAGCAGCAGUGGAUUGUAGAUGCUAUCUUUCAAGAAUUGGAUAUCGAGACUGGAGAAUUACUUUUCGAGUGGUCCAGUCUUGAGCAUGUCACCCCUGAUGAGGCUGUACUUCCUCUGAACCCCGGACAAGCAGGCGCCGGCUUCAAUUCCUCCGACGCCUGGGAUUACUUUCACAUCAACUCCGUGGACAAGGAUGCGGAAGGAAACUAUCUGAUCUCCGCUCGCGAUGCCUGUGCUGUACACAAGAUUAAUGGUACCACGGGUGAGAUUAUCUGGAGACUUGGUGGCUUGCGAUCCGACUUUGAACUCGGUCCAAACGUGAAAUUUUGCUUUCAGCAUCACGCACGGUUCGUGGAUCAGAGCGACGAUGAAGAAAUUAUCUCUCUCUUCGACAACUCUGCCCACGGAACCGAAAAUCACCGCGGGAAAGAAGUGCACACUCAUCCUUUCUCGCAGGGUAAAGUCAUUUCCAUUAGCACGACCACUUGGACUGCGAAGAUUGUACAGGCCUUCCAGCCUCCUGAUGGACUUCUCGCCAAGUCUCAGGGGAGCACCCAGCUUCUUCCUAAUGGCAACGCACUUGUAAACUGGGGCUCAGAGGGUGCCAUGACUGAAUUCCGGGGAGAUGGCACACCCAUCUUCCACGCAUACAUGGACUCGGGGCUUUUAGGGGAGGGAGUUCAAAACUACCGAGCUUUCCGAUACAACUGGACUGGCCUUCCGACCGAAGAGCCGGCUAUCAUUGCCGAGAAGACUUCAUCGGGAACUGCAGUUUAUGUCUCUUGGAAUGGUGACACCGAGACUGCGGUCUGGCGAUUCUAUGCAGUUACAGACCGGUAUGAUUCACGCUCAUACCUGGGCGAGGCGAAGCGUGAUGGGUUCGAGACCUCAUUCCUGAUCAAAGACCACUUUUAUGAAAGUAUAGCCGCCGAGGCUGUCUCUGCUCGUGACCGCGUCUUGAUUACCACUCGAGUUGCUCAUAUUCAAGAUGCUGUCCUUCCUCCCCAUGAUGGCGCGGUUGAUCUGCAUUCGGAGGAUCGUGGUUCUUGGAGGCAGUUGGUUUUGCAGGCUUAG
This is a messenger RNA of Penicillium nucicola, 1614 nucleotides long. Its product is annotated as arylsulfotransferase family protein. Bases 1 to 1614 code for a protein of 537 amino acids. Lineage: Eukaryota; Fungi; Ascomycota; Eurotiomycetes; Eurotiales; Aspergillaceae. The record is from RefSeq and is a predicted model, not a curated record. The transcript has 3 exons.